AUGCCACGCCCUGGCCGCAAAUGCUUCGCCGGCUUCAUUGCACUCGCUUUGGGCUAUGUCGCUAUCAAUGGGCUUGUCGAGCACAUCACGAAGCACUCCAACCCGUCCGAGAAGCUAGAGGAGGCGGAGUUCAUCGCAAGCAACAAGCAGUUAUGUCGCUGGAUCGGUGCCUGCGGAACCUUCCACUUGAACAGCAACGGCUGGACGUGGAACAGCGAGGACGAUGACGUUCCUCCUAACAUCCCGGACUUCAGCCACUUUUGGGAUACCGAUGAAGAUCCAGACUCGUGGUCAGAUGAAGAGAAGGAGAAGCGGGAGAUACCGCAAUACGUCUACGACCAUGCGCCGUAUGUUCAUUUGUUCUCCGAUGAACACUUCUGGCCGUGCGAUCUUGCCGAACAUCUAGCGCAUGUUGCGCCACGCAUGAAUUAUACAGAUAUCCCGCAUUGGAACCGUGGACACGGCCUUAACCUUACGAAUUUGAAAGACUUGAACGAUUAUGAAGGAGGAAUUCACGGCAGGUUCGUUUACUUACAGAGUGAAGACAACGUCGAAGAACGCCCGGAGUGGCUCGGCGGAGCGCAACACAUACCUAAGCUGCCCGAUCUUCGCUUCAACAACGACGAUGAUGACGCGCAAUGGCCCGAACCAGAAGACGAAUACGAUCAUGGUCAUGCAGCAAAGCAGCAAGCGGCUAUUCAUUCAGAGUAUCAGGACGAUGAGGCAAAGCAAGCCGACUUCAGCUUUUGGCCGACCGCACCCACACCUAGUGAGAAUGGUAGGUGCGGAGGCAACACUGGCUUCACUUGCAAGGGCAGCAGGUUUGGCAAAUGCUGCUCCAUCUACGGCUGGUGUGGCAGAGGUGAGGAACACUGCGGCCAAGCGUGCAACAUCAUGGCUGGAGCUUGCAACGAUCCAUUCGAACCCAUUCCGAAGCCGCGGUCUGACCUUAAAAGACGUAACAUACAACAGCAGUCCGAGAAGUAUCGACCGGAUCAAGCUGGUCGUUCCUCAGCUCCAGCCUUUCUGAUAGUUGUGCCGAAGAAGGAUGGCGUCGUGGACGCUUUCUGGUUCUUCUUCUACUCCUUUAACCUUGGCCAGAAAGUCUUCAACAUCCGCUUCGGUAACCAUGUUGGAGAUUGGGAGCACACCAUGAUCCGCUUCAAGCAUGGCAAGCCGACCGCAGUCUUCAUGUCCGAGCACGACUUCGGCAGUGCCUACCGCUGGCACGCGCUGGAGAAGUACACUGUCAAUCCUGAUGGUAGCGGAACCAUGAUCGGCACUUGGAGCAACAACACCGCUGCCAAAGUCGCACAGCGUCCCGUUGUCUACUCUGCUGUCGGCACGCACGCAAUGUACCCUACUCCUGGCCUGCAUCCGUACAUUCUGCCCUACGGUCUUUUGCACGAUCAAACUGAUCGCGGACCUCUGUGGGACCCGACGUUGAAUCUGAACUCAUACACCUGGGACAUGGAGGAGAAGAAAGUCCGCGCCGCUACCAGCAACCCCAAGCUCGCUACCAGAUGGUUCGACUUCGCCGGCCACUGGGGCGACAAGUAUUACCCUCUCUCCGACCCACGGCAGUAUCGCUUCGCCGGUCAAUAUCACUACGUCAACGGUCCGACUGGUCCCAGGUUCAAGAACCUUGCUCGAGAGAGCGUAUGUCUGACCAAGAAAUGCCAUGUCCGGUACUGGGUCGGCGACAGCAGGAUCAAGCACCUCCCGCUGGAGGAAGGGGAGGAGGAAGGUGGUUUGCCGGGCGGCAACUCGACGGAUGGCGAACAUUGA
This is a messenger RNA of Saxophila tyrrhenica, 1788 nucleotides long. It is a transcript of the gene VPS62, whose product is annotated as Vacuolar protein sorting-associated protein 62. The coding region runs from base 1 to 1788 and encodes 595 amino acids. Gene Ontology annotation, molecular function: chitin binding. The transcript is spliced from 2 exons. The record is from RefSeq and is a predicted model, not a curated record. NCBI's taxonomy places the organism in Eukaryota, Fungi, Ascomycota, Dothideomycetes, Mycosphaerellales, Extremaceae.